AACGCCAAUCAGAUGCGGUAAAAUCCUGUCGGUAUGCAUAUGUGGCGACCAAUCAUGCAUUUGCAUCGCUCAGCCUCGCAUGCGCCCAGGUGGGCUGAGCUCCAAAACUAUGUAGUAGCUUCAGAGCGUCCCCUCGUACACGAACAUCCUAAGUGCGCUACACUCAUCCUCAAAUGGCAGCCACCCUGAAUACACGGUUUCUGUUGAACAAUGUCGAUUCCAAACAAUUGCAAAAGCUGAGUAAGGCAAUAUGGAAAUGGAAAACCUGCGGCACAUGCACUGGAGACGCGACGUGCGGCCAGGCAGAGUGUCCAUGGAGUCGGGCAGAACGUCUUCACACAUUCUGGAAUCGAUACAAGACUCUCACCGCUUCAUACGUGCCGGAAUACACCAAAGGCUCAUUUCCAGCUUUGUCGUCACAUGACGAUCUCAUUCGACUUAUCCAGGCUAUCCAAGACGACCCAGAUCUGGAUCGAGAAAGCAUCAUCAAAUCUCACUUCUCAGCCCAAAACUCUAAUGGGAAGGUCUGUACAGAUGCCACGGAUCGGGAUCGAGCGGUAAACAUAGCAGCCAGUGUUAUGUUUAUGAUCAACUGUGGAACAUCGCUCGAUUGCGCGGAUAUCCUCGAGGAAGGUGGUCCAUCCAUUUCGUGGCGCAGCAGCUUGACCGCCACAGAGUUUGUUUCCGAAGCGUUCCCACGUGGGAGCAUUGGUUUCCUAGAGCGCAGCUUGGAAGACACCAGAUUCUCCGAUUUCCUUGACUCGUUGACGGCUAGUAAACUGGUUAAGGCUGGAUUCAAGCUUGAACCGACUGAUGAUCUGCGUGGUCAUUUGACCAUGGACUAUAGUGGAAAGAGAAAAGUCAUCCGGAUUUUUCAUUGUUCUGCUGUACUGAAGGAGAUGUUACUAGCAAGCCGUCCGGAUGGAAGUCGUUGUUUGAUCCCACGGUUACUCGUGUUGGAAGUGUUGGACACGCUGUACUGUAUCCUGUUCAAAGAUGAUGCAUCUGAAGCACUCGUACCAAGAUAUGGUUUGGACCUGGAUCUGCUGCAAUGUGGCGUAUCUAGAUACCGACGGAAGGAUGAACCCGAGGUCGAUUAUACCUACUUUGGUACCCGUUUGAAGGAGAUCUACGACGAGAUACAGCAUCCAAGCCCUCGUCGUGAUUGGGAGAACUGGUUUCAAAAAUAUAGUGCGCAAAGGCACAUGCUAAUGGCAACAAUGAUCGGUGUCUUCAUCGCAGUAGUCAUUGGGAUCCUAGGCCUCGGAAUCUCCGGCUUCCAGGCUUAUGUCUCGUACCAGCAGUGGAAGCACCCUGUGAAGGAUGCAUAGAAUGAGUCCAUAUUCAUUAAACAGGCCGCGCACAGUUGCGGGAGUUUGAACGGUUUCUUCGAUGGAAUGCGAUGAUGGAAAGAUGGGGAGAAAUGGGAUGGUGAGAGGAAAGAGGGCGGCUGGAGGAACAAGCGAGAUCGCGCUCGCGCACGCGACGCGGCUCCCCGAGACGGGCACGUUCUCUGUACUACUCAUGACAACCACACAAUGACGGUCUAUAUA
Molecule: messenger RNA, 1553 nt
Organism: Alternaria alternata
Lineage: Eukaryota; Fungi; Ascomycota; Dothideomycetes; Pleosporales; Pleosporaceae
Exons: 1
Coding region: 174-1331 (385 amino acids)
Source: RefSeq, a predicted model, not a curated record